UUCAUUCGCCAUUCGGAUCUGUCGUGCUUACUGCACGGCGCCCACGAACGCGCUACUGAACAUUGCAAACAUGGUUCCGAUACACAUAAAAAUUAGGAGUGUUGUCUGUCUUUGGAACCUUCUCAACAAGGCUCCAAUAAACAACGAGACAGACCAUAGCUGUGACAUCAAUGUGAGUGAUGAGAACCGCCUGGAGGAACCUGAGAUGAAAGCUCAAAUUGUCAAACACGGGAUUGAUAGGAGCACUAAUAGAUGGGACACCCUCCACCACCCAGCAGAACACAGCAGUAUCAAAAUAGAAUUGAGAGACAACACGGAUCACCCGGCUUACGACUGGCACAUUUACACCGACGGAGCCAGCAAUGGAGAUGGCACAGGGGCAGCUCUGGUUAUCUAUCACAACCACGAUAAGGUGGUUGUACACGAGGAAUAUUACAAGCUAGGUGAGCUCUGUACUAAUAACCAGGUGGAGCUCUGGGGUCUGGAUAGAGCCCUCAACUACGUCAUCAAGAACAUAAAAUGCAUGAAAGGAUCUAUCAAAUUCAUAACCGAUAGCAGGUACGCUCUUCGAAGCGUCAAUGACAGAAAGCAUCAAACCGAAACUGGGGCAAACAUCCAGCAGAUGGCGAGGCACCUCAGUAAAAUGAGGCUGGUCAGCUUUGUUUGGGUCCCUGGCCAUGCCGGGAUUCAAGGUAACGAAAGAGCCAACGCCCUCGCAAAGAGAGCAGCUAAAAGUAACAUAAACAUAUCAUUCAGCAGGCUCCCCCUAAAUUACAUUCAUAAGCAACUAAACUCCAUUAUCAUAAAGGAAUGGCAGGACGAAUGGACCAAUUCCUCCACUGGAAGAACAACGUUCAACUUCCUCCCAUCCAUCAAAACCCGUCAGGGUAUGAACUACCUCUCUCCCUCUUACCACCUUACCCAGGUGCUUACUGGCCACGGGAACAUCCCUAGCUAUUUAUACUGCAUUAAAAAGAGGAACGACGAUCACUGCGACUGCGACGGGUCCACUACAGGUGACAUCAGUCACAUUCUAACCGACUGCCCGAAUCACGACACACCAAGGAAUGCACUCAUAAACUACUGUAUAACCAACGGUACAAUCUGGCCUCCGCCAUGGGAAUUCUUCUGUGCAACCAAGGAGGCAUACAGCCAACUCGACAAAUUCGCGAAGGACUGCGGCAUCUUUGCCGUCAACUCAGCAACCUGAGCCCUGGACUUUUUUGGGCGGUUUCCCGUCCUUCUGCCACCACCAUGAAGGUUGCUACCGAUCACCCUCUGCAAGCGUGAUUGCAACUUAGUUAAUUGGACAUGUACUGUACAUUGUCACCCUCUGCAAGUGUAUCUGCAAUGUUAACCAGCUAUGUAACUACUGUCAUCUCUUACCCCUAGUGUUGUAGUAUCAUCACUACCACUUUACUCCUCCGGCAAGACUUGUUUAAUCUUAAUUGUAUUAAUUAUAAACUAUUUGUUGUAUUAACCACAGGAUGGUGUAUAUAUUAGCAUCAGGUUCUUGUUGUAAUACUCUGCUUCCGGAUUGGUCUCUGUAUUCUGUUGUACUACUGACUUUAUAUUAUUCGCGAUGUAAGUUGGCAUUGGGAUCCAUACCUACCCCAACCUUUACUUCCAACCUAUGCUAUCCCUU
Molecule: messenger RNA, 1645 nt
Organism: Centruroides sculpturatus (bark scorpion)
Lineage: Eukaryota; Metazoa; Arthropoda; Arachnida; Scorpiones; Buthidae
Exons: 1
Coding region: 71-1210 (379 amino acids)
Biological process (GO): DNA replication, removal of RNA primer
Molecular function (GO): nucleic acid binding; RNA-DNA hybrid ribonuclease activity
Source: RefSeq, a predicted model, not a curated record